GUGUUUGUAGAAAUAAUUUAUAAUAAUUUAUCUUAAAUAUAUAUAAUAAUUUGUCUUAUAAGUUAUAUUGAUUCAUUCAUUCAAAAAUUAGAAUUAAAGUUAAGUAAUAAAACUAAAUUUUUGACUACAUCUUAAACUAGUAUACAGUUAAAAUAUGUUUUGUUCAACGUUAGAGAAAGAAAUUAAUAAAUAAGUAAUCGUAUAUCAAAUAAAAUUUAUUAAUUUUGACUGAAAACAUAAAUAUAAUAGUACAAAUUUAUUUGUUGCAAUAGGCAAUGACAGAGCACAGAGGUACAUCUUUUUACAAUUCUUGUAUAAAAGUUCCAGUAGAUCCUUACAGCGGGCAACCAAUUCCAUCUUAUGAACGCAUUGGAUCUAAAAAAGACAAAGAAGAUAAUAAUCUUUAUAAUAAACAUAAAAUAAAUCUUAUGAAAGGUGAUCAACUUAUUAGUGAAUCUGGAAUAUCAAGUCCUACAGAAAUUAUGGACAACUUUUUAGAAUUUUUGGACAGUAUACCAAACUAUGAUCAAGUUUAUCAUUUAUCAAAUGAGCAGUUUAAGCAAAAAGUUGAUUACUUAAGAAGGAAACAAAAAUUAUUAUUGAAAAAUUUACAAAAUUCACUGAUCGAUCAUGAAAAUGCAAAUGUGCCUAAAUUUUCUGUACCUAAAUAUAAUAAAAAAUUAAAGAUUAAAAGUAAGAAUGAUAUUAAUGAUUUAACAUUAAAUGGCAAAAGGUGUUACUUAGAAGAAUCUCGAACUCCUAGUCCUUUACUUUUUCUUUCUAGUAAAUUUAAUGAACUCUCAGAAGAGCAGGAUCUUUUGACAAAUAGUAGAAGAUAUGAAGGAAAUGGAACAGUAUGUAAGAAAAAAAUAUAUUUGAGUAAUAAAAAUUGGAGCACAUGGAAUAAAUUAAGUAGCAAUGAUAAUAUUGAAAGUGAUACAGACAGUAUAGAAACAAGAAGUUUGCCUGCCAAUAUUGCAAAGGAAUGGCACCCUACCGUACCUAAGCCAUUUAGUUUUACUGUACGAGAAGAAGCAGGAAAGUAUAUGGCACAUACUGGAAUGGAGGAACAAAAAUGCAAAAAUUUAAAAAGUAAUAAGAAAAGUCUGCGUAGAAAACGACGUGUGAGAUCAAUUCCGCUAACGUCAAAAAUUCCACUUUAUGACAAAUUAUUAGCUGAAAAGGAAGAACGGAGUCGUAUAAUCCGUGAAGAAAGUGCGUUAAAUUUAAUGUCUCAGGUACGUCCUUUUAGGCUCGAAUGUGAUCGUCGAGCUUGGCGAUUUUUAGCAAGAUCUAGCCCAGAAAUUCGUAGCAAAAGCGUUAACAUGAAUACGAAGUUUAAGGCUAAACCAGUACCAAAGAAUCUUUUCAGCACAGAAAUAUACGACCGUAUGCUUGAAGACGAAUAUUACAGGCAGUUACAAAAACAGUUAAGAGCAGCGCAAUUAAUGAAGUCAUCGUCUUUACCGCCGUCAAUGGCUAGACGAGAACGCGUUAAAUCUGCGUGCACACGUUUACAGAACACAGUUAAAAACUGCAACGAAGACAUUAAGGACAAGAAUGUUUCACAACUGCCAGAUAAUAAUUUAACGCCAGUAGAAACACAUAAACCAACGAUGCCUAUUUUGCCAAUACGAGGAAACAAUUUAGCAGCGAUUUUAAGAUGUCAAGUAUCACGAGAAAAAUUGGAACGUGAAAUAAGGGAAAAAAUGGAAGAGAGACGUCGAGAACAAACAGCAAAAAUUAGACAAUCUUUGAUUGGACGUAAUCCAGUAUGGCGAGCUCUGAGAUCUGCUGCGAGGCACGAGCACGAAAGAGAUCUUAGUAUUCGAACUUUACUCCGUCGCGAUGAAGCGCGUGAACAAGAGGAACGUCAUCGAUUGCAGAUGGAAAUGAUGCUGGAUCGCGUAACACAAAUACCAACACUUUUUGAACGUCAUUCUCAGAGUUAUCAGUCGUUGACACAAGGACAACAGAAUGUUAGUUGUUCAAAAAUGUUGCAACAAAAGAAAAAGAAAAAGCAAUAUAGACAAGCAUUGAAUACUGCAAAUUCGUAUAUAAAUUACGAAAACAUUUCUAGAUCGGAUUCCGGAUCCUCAACUAGUUCGUCGCAUACUUUCUUAUCAGCGAGUCAGUCCUUAAAUUCAUCUAAUACGUCUAUAUCGCAAUCAUCUGAAAAGUCGAUAACUAAAUCUCAAGUUUCACUUUCGAAAAGAAAAGGAGAUCGUAGUCAAUUGAAAGUCUCUAUAAAUGAAACCGCAGAGCUGAUCGAAGAUAAAAAUAAAAGCGAUAAAUUAUGUGAUAAUGAAUGUUUAAUCUCUAACGAUGAUCGCAAUGCAAAUGCGACACAGAGCAACAAAUAUAAUACAGAGAGAAGGUUAUCAGGUGUUCAUUAAGCAAUUUGACAACUAUUAAUU
Bombus huntii is the source of this 2417-nucleotide messenger RNA. Its product is annotated as protein FAM161A. The record is from RefSeq and is a predicted model, not a curated record. Lineage: Eukaryota; Metazoa; Arthropoda; Insecta; Hymenoptera; Apidae. Gene Ontology annotation, biological process: cilium organization. Bases 276 to 2396 code for a protein of 706 amino acids. The transcript has 8 exons. Gene Ontology annotation, cellular component: cilium.